AAAGAUGCUGAGGAGAAGCAAAUAUCAGAGGAACCUGUCAAGUUAUGGCUAGAUCGGCUCAGAGAAGAAUCUCUUAAUAUGGAGGAUGCUUUGGAUGAGUGGAGGACUGUAGUCCUGCAUCGGCGAACUGAUGGAGCUGAGGAAAAUGCUUCUUUUCUUCAGAGGAAGGUAUUUGUUUUCCUCAGAUGUUUUUCUUUUCAUCCUGUUAGAUACCAUGGCAUUGCUCGCAACAUAAAGGAAAUCAAUGGACGGUUAGAUAAGAUUGCUGAGGAUAAAGUUAGGUAUCAGUUAACAAGCAUGUCAAUCAGUAAAUUGCCAAGACAAGAAGAAAGCAAGUCUUUUAUUGAUGAGUCGAGCUUUCUUGGUCGAGAUGAUGUCAAGAAUGAAAUAAUUAGCCAUUUGUUGUGUGAGACUAGCAAAGAAGAAGGGGGUAGCCCAAUCCAAACAAUCUCUAUAGUGGGGAUUGGAGACAUUUUUGAUGAGAGCAGAGUUGCAAAAGCAAUCAUUGUGGGGCUUCAAGGCCUAGAAAAACAAGCAAUCUUCCAAUUGGAAUCAGUUCCAUUAGAUGCUCUUUUAGAUGAAAUUCGCAAGUCCAUAAAGGGUAAGAAGUAUCUUCUUGUUCUAGAUGAUAUAUGGACAGAAAAAGAUAAAGACUUUGAAGGACUGAAUGCUACUUUCAAAUGUGGUGCUCUGGGAAGUAGGAUUUUGGUGACUACACGUAAGACUACUGUGGCAACAGUUAUGGGAAGUUCACACACCAUUCAGUUAAAUAAUUUGAGCCGAGAGAUAUGUUGGUCUAUCAUUAGGAAUAUAGCACUAAGAGAAAAGGACCAAAGGACUUGUGAGGAGUUCCAGCCAGUUGGGUUGAAAAUUGCAGAAAAGUGCAAAGGUCUGCCGCUUGUUGCAAAGACUUUGGGAGGCCUCUUGCGGUUUAAAACUGGUAUACAAGGGUGGGAGCAUGUUUUGAAUAGUGAGCUAUGGAGAAUGGAAAUGGUACAAAAAGAUGUUUUUGUUCCUUUGUUGCUGAGUUAUUAUGAUCUGCCCUCACCAGUAAGGCAGUGCUUUACAUAUUUAGCUGUCCAUCCUAAAGAUAAGCUUCUUCGUUGUAGUGAUAUGAUUUCAAAAUGGAUGGCUCAAGGCUACUUAGGCUUUGAUGAUGAUGAUUCACCAUUGGAACUAAAAGGCUUCGAGUACUUUCAGUGCUUAGAGGCUCGCUGUUUCUUCCAAGAAUUUGAGGAUCCUGCUCAACGUCUUGUAUGUAAGAUACAUGAUUUGGUCCAUGACUUUGCUGUCUUUUUGACAAGGGGUGAGUUUAUGACAUUGGAGGUCUCCAAAGGUAAUAGAGAUUCAACAAUGAACAGAGAAAGGACUCUUCGACAUUUGACAGUGACGGUGGAAAAGGGUCUCUAUUUUCCUGAAUUCAUUCAUGAUGCAGAAAAAUUGCGAAGUGUUGUGUGUUAUGAUUUUAUUGGUAAUGAUGCUACUAUCAGUGGAAAGGCCAUGUGUAAUUUGUUUAAUCAAGCUAGACGCUUAAGGCUAUUGGAUAUGAUUAGCUAUGAUGGUUCAACUAUUCCAGAAGAAAUAGGAAACUUAUUGCAUUUGAGAUACCUUAACUUGGCUGUUAGCAGAAACCUUAAAAAGUUGCCAAAAGCACUCUUUAGAUUGUACAAUUUGGAACAUUUAUCUUUGUUUGCCUGUUAUAAUCUUGAAAGACUGCCCGAUGAGAUAGGAAAUUUAGUCAACUUGAAGCUUCUUCAUACCGAAGGUUGCAACAAAUUAGCUUGCUACCCGAAGGAAGUUGUGAGAUUGACUCGACUUACACAAUUAUUAGGGCUCAUUGUUAGAAUUGAUCGUGACGAUCCUGAAGAGUUUAGCAUUGGAGAUCUAGCGGAGUUGAAUAAACUUCUCGUGCUUUCUAUGAAAAUAGUGGGAAAUACAAUCAAUGUGGGCGAGGCUAAAAAGGUAAAGCUUCAAAAUUUGCAGGAGGUGAAGAUAUUGGUGGAUGGGGACAUAGAGGAAGCUGACCAAGUCAUACUUGAAUCCUUAAACAUGUCCUCUGUACCAAGGCACAGCUUUCAAAUGGAGUACCUAAUGUGUGACGGCUUCAAUGCACCAAGAAAUGAAUGGUAGGCAACUCUUUGAUUAACUCGUUCUUUGUCAAACAUUAUAAAUAUUUAAUUUCCUUCUUUAGAUAUAUAUUAAUCAUAAGCUUUGUGUUGCAGUCUUUACUAUAGCUGGGCGUAAAUGAGAAAGUUGUUGGCGAUGAUGAUGGUGAAGAGGAAAGAUGUCAGCUCCUGUACUUCUUUUCCUUUUUAGUACACGUUCCUUGUUGCAACAGAUAUUGCGUGGUUUCUUGUUGUCUAAAUCUGCUAUGUUCUUUUUUCUUGUUUUUUUUUAUUUGUUUAUGUUUGAGAUGGUUUGUGAGUGGUUUUAUAUCUUGAAAAUUGUUGAACAUUAAGGCUCUAGAUGAUUUGCCAUAAUAGUUAAAUGUGUGGUUUUUCAGAUUGAUUAUCUGCAUAAUUUGCCAUGUUUUUUUUUUUUUGUUUUUGUUUUUUUUUAUUUGUUUUACAUUAAGAUAAUAACUUAUUUGUUCGCACUUCAAACUAUAAUAAACAAUUCAACGGUUGAGCAAACAUGUUAGUAGUCUCACCUUGGAGGAUAAUCUCCCAGCUGCUAUAAUGGAAAUUUGCCUUCCUCAAAUUACCAUAGUAAAGGUUUCUUAAUUAU
Molecule: messenger RNA, 2727 nt
Organism: Rubroshorea leprosula
Lineage: Eukaryota; Viridiplantae; Streptophyta; Magnoliopsida; Malvales; Dipterocarpaceae
Source: the annotation of a GenBank genome assembly